Molecule: messenger RNA, 486 nt
Organism: Ananas comosus (pineapple)
Lineage: Eukaryota; Viridiplantae; Streptophyta; Magnoliopsida; Poales; Bromeliaceae
Product: mitochondrial import receptor subunit TOM5 homolog
Exons: 2
Coding region: 71-235 (54 amino acids)
Cellular component (GO): mitochondrial outer membrane translocase complex; mitochondrion
Source: RefSeq, a predicted model, not a curated record
GCAGUUUCGUCGUCGGCGAGUCCCUCUUUUCUUCCUUCUGCUGGCUCCGUCGAAACCCUAAACCCUAACAAUGGCGAAAGGUGCGAGCACGAUGGAGAAGCUCAAGGACUUGUGGAAUUCUCAGAUCAACGACGAGGAGAAGUGGGCUGUAAACUCGAAACUGCUGCGUGCUGCAGGAUUAUUUGCUGGCUCCAUAUUACUAAUGCGCAACUUUGGUGAUCUAAUGGCAAUUUAAAAUCUAGUGAAGCUUUGGAAACUCUUUUGUUGGCCCAAUGAUAUGUACUAGGUGUCUCAGAUUUCAUUCUCUGUCUCCAAGUCUUGUACUGCUUGAAUAACUAGGCAAAUUUUUUGUUUGAGCUGCUCUGAACUUUAUGUAGUCAAUACUUUUUUGUUAAGUUUCCUUUAAUUCCUACAGCUGAACUCAGUAUGAUGGAUGUCAAUCUUCUUUUAUUGAGCUCGUUAUAAGCGAAAUGCUUGUUUGUUUUA